Molecule: messenger RNA, 1079 nt
Organism: Vitis riparia (riverbank grape)
Lineage: Eukaryota; Viridiplantae; Streptophyta; Magnoliopsida; Vitales; Vitaceae
Product: probable WRKY transcription factor 65
Exons: 3
Coding region: 144-878 (244 amino acids)
Biological process (GO): regulation of DNA-templated transcription
Cellular component (GO): nucleus
Molecular function (GO): DNA-binding transcription factor activity; transcription cis-regulatory region binding
Source: RefSeq, a predicted model, not a curated record
CUCCCCUCUCUCCUGUCCGGCAACCCUUCCACCUCCCUUUCUCGGCGACCCUUCCGGCCUCUAAAUGAAAUGAUCAUCUUCACCACCCACCAGGGAUCAACGGUGAACGGCCUAGAGUAACCCAGUCGCAACACUUCUUCAUCAUGGACCGUAGGCUCCACAUCAACCCCUUCAUCAAUGAGCAAGAAGAAGACCCCCAAGGCUCGUCCGAAACUGCCCCGGACUCUCCCCUUUCGGGCGACGAGGCCAAGUUGGCGGCCACCCCGUCUCCGAAAAAGAGUAAGAGGGGUGUACAGAAAAGAGUGGUGUCAGUGCCGAUCGGAGGCGUUGAUGGAUCACGGAGCAAAGGAGAGGCAUAUCCACCGUCCGAUUCGUGGGCCUGGAGAAAGUAUGGGCAGAAGCCCAUCAAGGGCUCUCCUUAUCCCAGGGGGUAUUAUAGAUGCAGCAGUUCAAAGGGCUGCCCAGCCAGAAAACAAGUAGAGAGAAGCCGUGUGGACCCCACCGUGCUCAUAGUCACCUACGCCUGCGACCAUAACCACCCUCUGCCCCCCACCAAGCACCACCAUUCCACCGCCCCCGCCGCUGUUACCGCCACGGCCACCAUCGCUACCCCAUCCCCUAAAUUCCCACCGGAAGAAUUCGCUGUCUUUGCGAGCCAACCUGAUCUCGAACUUGGCGGUGAUUCCUUACUCGCCGACGGCCAUUUCUCUUGGUUCUCCGAGGUGUCACCAACCUCCCUGGCCAUGCUUGAGAGCCCGGUUUUUGUAGGAGGUUAUUCGGCCGAAGAUGACGUGGCGGUGUUCGCCAUGGGAGAAGAGGAAGAGUCCUUGUUUGCUGAUCUCGGUGAGUUGCCGGAGUGUUCAUUGGUUUUCCGGUGAAGCGUGCGUUACAGUGCAGAUACUCCAUUGUGUGGCGGUACAGGAUAAGGCCCCUGCAGCUUCCAACUUGGUCACUCCUAUCAACAGCUGAUAUUGUAAUCACCAGGUCCGGACCACGCCCUUAUAUCAUGACUUUUCACAUGUAAAUUUUUUAUUUUUUAUUUUCCUUUUCUUUUUCUGCCACGAAUCUCACUGUAAAAA